Molecule: messenger RNA, 1478 nt
Organism: Parascedosporium putredinis
Lineage: Eukaryota; Fungi; Ascomycota; Sordariomycetes; Microascales; Microascaceae
Source: the annotation of a GenBank genome assembly
AGCAGUCCAUCGAAGACUUUUCGGAUCUUCACUUUGACAGCGACCAUGUGUUUAGCAAAGAUUUGAAUCUAGCCGCAAGGAGGGGGGCCCGUCAGAGCGACGCGCCGCAACUGUUUCACCCGUCUGAUUUAACUAGUCUACCACGCUCCAUGCAGUCUCCAGCAAUGCCUGGAAGCAUUCGUCGGCAAGUGUCAUCGCGCCCUUCCGUCCUGCCCGACCGUCCCAUGCGUAGGUCGCGAUCGUCGGCGGAGAUCCAAAGAUUCGUCGAGCCCGAUGACGACGAGGACUUUUCCGAUAUCUUAGGCCCUGGGGACAAGCUUACUCCCAAGGACGAGAGUGAUGGCGGGUCUGAAAAUGGGCUCAUGUUGGCUUCCAAACUAUCGGGUAGCUCCUGGCUAGGGGAUGACGAAGACGAGGAUGACCCGUUUGCAUCGAUGGACCCUGGGUGGGAUGAGCUUGAUCUCAAGGCCAAUAUCGCGCGAGAUCGUCACGCACGUCUGUGCGAGCGGGUGGAAGAGCUUGUGCGAUCCCUGAAGACGACAGAGAGCGAGGACAUCUUGUGCGACCUCUCGGAAGACUUGCUUGCUUUGCUGUGGGAGAAUCCGGAGGCGAAGAGCCUAAUAAUCACUGCUCAUGGACUCCUCCCCAUCCUCGAGAUCCUAGAGCCUUGCACCGUCAAGAGCCGGCAACACAUGAUCCUUCAGCUACUGAAAGUUGUUAAUGCUAUCAUUCUUGAUGAUGUUGAAAUUCAGGAGAAUCUGUGCUUCGUCGGUGGCAUCCCUAUCAUCACAAAGUUUGCCGCGCGACAAUACUCGAACGAGAUUCGUCUUGAGGCUGCCGCCUUCGUUCGACAGAUGUACCAGACCUCGACCUUGACGCUACAGAUGUUUGUCAGUGCCGGUGGUCUCAACGUUCUUGUUGAGUUUCUCUUUGAAGACUACGAUAGCGCCAGGGAUCUCGUGCUCAUCGGCGUCAAUGGUAUCUGGAAUGUGUUUGAGUUGCAGGGUCCCACACCGAAGAAUGAUUUCUGCCGCAUAUUUUCCAGAAGCAAGAUCCUGUACCCUCUUGCGCUCGUCCUCCACAGGGUUCUUGAUGAAGAAGGGGAGGAUGAACUAUCAGAACUGAUUGAGGGGCGCAUUGUGAACAUCUUCUAUCUAUUCUCCCAGGCCGAGAAUUACGUCAAAGAGGUUGUCGCGGACCGCCAAGUGCUGAAGAGUGCCCUCAAAGAUCUGCGGCGCAUGACGCCGGCUCAUCAAAUCACAAUGCUAAAGUUCAUCAAGAACCUUUCCAUGCUUUCUACUACGCUAGAAGUCUUGCAUUCUGCCGACGCGAUUGACUUCUUAAUCGACCUCCUCAGCUAUAGUAUGAAGAAGGGCCAUGCCCAGUUCCGUGAGAUAUCCAACCAAGUUUUGAACACUAUGUUCAACCUCUGCCGCCUCAGCAAAGAGCGCCAAGAAGAUGCCGCUGUAGGGGCGUGA